Onthophagus taurus is the source of this 830-nucleotide messenger RNA. Lineage: Eukaryota; Metazoa; Arthropoda; Insecta; Coleoptera; Scarabaeidae. The record is from RefSeq and is a predicted model, not a curated record.
UUUUUAUAUUUUCUAGGUGCUUUAGCCGACACUUUACAAGAUAAAACGAUAAUACCUUACGGUGAAAUUCCAAAUUUUCCCGUAAGUACAGUCGAAGGUCACGCAGGUCAAUUAGUUUUUGGAGCAUGUUCCGGAACUUACGUAGUUUGCAUGCAAGGUCGUUUCCAUCAUUACGAGGGUUACCCAUUAUGGAAAUGCGCGAUGCCAAUUCGCGUUAUGAAAUUAAUCGGGGUUGAAUUUCUGAUUGCAACAAACGCGGCCGGCGGAAUCAACCCGGCUUUCAACGAAGGCGACGUCAUGUUGAUUAAGGAUCACAUCAACAUGAUGGGAUUCGCCGGAAAUAACCCGUUACAAGGCCCGAACGAAUCGCGUUUUGGACCUAGAUUCCCACCGAUGUGCAAAGCUUACGAUCGCGAUUUAAUCGAGAAAGCGAAAGAUAUUUGGAAAAAUCAACAAUUCGAUGGGAGGUUGUUUGAAGGUGUUUAUACGUGUUUGGGGGGGCCAAACUUUGAGACAGUGGCCGAAUUAAGAAUGUUAAAAUUGUUGGGUGUUGAUGCCGUUGGAAUGUCAACUGUUCACGAAGUUUUAACAGCAAGACAUUGUAACAUGACUGUUUUAGCGUUUAGUUUGAUUACGAAUGAAUGCGUAAUGGAUUAUUAUGAUCAUAGUCAACCGAAUCACGAAGAAGUUAUUGAUGUGGGAAAAUUGAGACAAUCUACGUUAAGAAGAUUCGUCGAAGAGAUUGUCGCUUAUAUAGCAAAAAAUCGAAUGAAAUAAAAAAUUUAAAUGUGAAGAAUGAUAUUAUUAAUAAUAAUUAUUAGUUAGUCCUA